Bubalus bubalis (water buffalo) is the source of this 13223-nucleotide messenger RNA. It is a transcript of the gene CACNA1C, whose product is annotated as calcium voltage-gated channel subunit alpha1 C. Lineage: Eukaryota; Metazoa; Chordata; Mammalia; Artiodactyla; Bovidae. The record is from RefSeq and is a predicted model, not a curated record. The transcript is spliced from 48 exons. Gene Ontology annotation, cellular component: membrane; voltage-gated calcium channel complex. Gene Ontology annotation, biological process: calcium ion import across plasma membrane. Gene Ontology annotation, molecular function: high voltage-gated calcium channel activity. The coding region runs from base 625 to 7125 and encodes 2166 amino acids.
GCGGGCGGGCGGGGCGGCGGGCCGCGGGGUGAGCGCCGCGCUCCGCGCUCCUGCCCGCGGCUCCCUCUCGCCGCCUCUGCAGAAACAGCUCCUGCCAGAGCGGCGCGCGGCGCGGCCCGGAGCGGCGGCGCCUUCCUGCCUCCUCGCCCUCGGGACUCGCCGGACCUUCGGGCAGAGAAAGCGGAGCCGGGCCGGGGAAGACGCGCCGACUGCGGGCGGAGACGGUUCGGGCCGGAGGCCGGCGGGCCCUCCCCCUGCCCUGGGGUCCGCGCGCCCCUCUCCCCUUCCGCCUCCUCUCGCUCUGCCUCCCGAUUUAUUUUCUCAAAUGCUGUGGCCGCCAGAGGUGCGGCGCUGAAUUCUUGAAAGGGGCCCGGAUGUGCUGAGGAUGCGUUACAGCCCCGCUGAAGGAGGCAGGAGUGGAAAGGAGCGGUUUCUGGUGUUUGAUGCAAUGAUGGGGAUCAGGUAAUCGUCAGAGGUAAAGAAGAGCUGCUGCAGACCCACGGCUUCCUCGAUUCUGCACGAGAACCACCGGCCGGGAGCAGGGAUCAGGGCAGACCCGCUCGGGGGUGUUUGACAUUUCCUCCUCUUCGUGGCUUCUUCUCCUGCUCACACGAUUCUUGGUCCAUGGUCAAUGAAAACACGAGGAUGUACAUUCCGGAGGAGAACCACCAAGGUCCCAGCUAUGGGAGCCCGCGCCCGGCUCAUGCCAACAUGAACGCCAACGCGGCCGCAGGGCUGGCGCCCGAGCACAUCCCCACGCCAGGGGCCGCCCUGUCCUGGCAGGCCGCCAUCGACGCGGCCCGGCAGGCCAAGCUGAUGGGCAGUGCUGGCAACGCGACCAUCUCCACGGUCAGCUCCACGCAGCGGAAGCGGCAGCAGUACGGGAAGCCCAAGAAGCAGGGCAGCACGACGGCCACCCGCCCGCCCCGCGCCCUGCUCUGCCUGACCCUAAAGAACCCCAUCCGGAGGGCCUGCAUCAGCAUCGUCGAGUGGAAGCCAUUUGAAAUCAUUAUUUUACUGACUAUUUUUGCCAAUUGUGUGGCCUUAGCGAUCUAUAUUCCCUUCCCAGAGGACGACUCCAACGCCACGAAUUCCAACCUGGAGCGAGUGGAGUAUCUCUUUCUCAUCAUUUUUACUGUGGAAGCAUUUUUAAAAGUCAUAGCCUACGGACUCCUCUUUCACCCCAACGCUUACCUCCGCAAUGGCUGGAACUUACUAGACUUUAUCAUCGUGGUUGUCGGGCUUUUCAGCGCGAUCUUAGAGCAAGCGACCAAAGCCGAUGGGGCCAAUGCCCUGGGAGGGAAGGGUGCUGGAUUCGACGUGAAGGCACUGAGGGCGUUCCGUGUGCUGCGGCCCCUGCGGUUGGUGUCCGGGGUCCCGAGUCUCCAGGUGGUCCUGAAUUCCAUCAUCAAGGCCAUGGUGCCCCUGCUGCACAUCGCCCUGCUCGUGCUGUUCGUCAUCAUCAUCUAUGCCAUCAUCGGCCUGGAGCUCUUCAUGGGCAAGAUGCAUAAGACCUGCUACAACCAGGAGGGCAUUGCAGAUGUCCCAGCAGAAGACGACCCCUCGCCCUGUGCCCUGGAGACAGGUCACGGGCGGCAGUGCCAGAAUGGCACGGUGUGCAAACCAGGCUGGGAUGGGCCCAAGCACGGCAUCACCAAUUUCGACAACUUCGCCUUCGCCAUGCUGACUGUGUUCCAGUGCAUCACCAUGGAGGGCUGGACCGAUGUCCUCUACUGGGUCAAUGAUGCCGUGGGAAGGGACUGGCCCUGGAUCUAUUUUGUCACAUUAAUCAUCAUAGGUUCAUUCUUUGUUCUUAACUUGGUUCUCGGUGUCCUUAGCGGAGAGUUCUCCAAAGAGCGAGAGAAGGCCAAGGCCCGGGGAGACUUCCAGAAGCUGCGAGAGAAGCAGCAGCUGGAGGAGGACCUGAAGGGCUACCUGGACUGGAUCACACAGGCCGAGGACAUCGACCCCGAGAAUGAGGACGAGGGCCUGGAUGAGGAGAAACCCCGAAACAUGAGCAUGCCCACCAGUGAGACCGAGUCUGUCAACACCGAAAACGUGGCUGGAGGGGACAUCGAGGGAGAGAGCUGCGGGGCCAGGCUGGCCCACCGGAUCUCCAAGUCGAAGUUCAGCCGCUAUUGGCGCCGGUGGAAUCGGUUCUGCAGGAGGAAGUGCCGCGCGGCCGUGAAGUCCAGCAUCUUCUACUGGCUGGUCAUCUUCCUGGUUUUCCUCAACACACUCACCAUCGCCUCCGAGCACUACAACCAGCCCCACUGGCUCACGGAAGUCCAAGACACGGCCAACAAGGCGCUGCUGGCCCUGUUCACGGCGGAGAUGCUGCUCAAGAUGUACAGCCUGGGCCUGCAGGCCUACUUCGUGUCACUCUUCAACCGCUUCGACUGCUUCAUCGUGUGCGGCGGCAUCCUGGAGACCAUCCUGGUGGAGACCAAGAUCAUGUCGCCGUUGGGCAUCUCCGUGCUGCGCUGCGUGCGCCUCCUGCGGAUAUUUAAGAUCACAAGGUACUGGAACUCCCUGAGCAACCUGGUGGCAUCCCUGCUGAACUCAGUGCGCUCCAUUGCCUCGCUGCUGCUGCUGCUCUUCCUCUUCAUCAUCAUCUUCUCCCUCCUGGGGAUGCAGCUCUUUGGGGGGAAGUUCAACUUUGAUGAGAUGCAGACCCGGAGGAGCACCUUCGACAACUUCCCACAGUCCCUCCUCACCGUGUUUCAGAUCCUGACCGGGGAGGACUGGAAUUCGGUGAUGUAUGAUGGGAUCAUGGCUUAUGGCGGCCCCUCUUUUCCAGGGAUGUUAGUCUGUAUUUACUUCAUCAUCCUCUUCAUCUGUGGAAAUUAUAUCCUACUGAACGUGUUCUUGGCCAUUGCCGUGGACAACCUGGCUGACGCCGAGAGCCUCACGUCUGCCCAGAAGGAGGAGGAAGAGGAGAAGGAGAGGAAGAAGCUAGCCAGGACCGCCAGCCCAGAGAAGAAGCAAGAGGUGGUAGAGAAGCAGGCCGUGGAGGAGACCAAGGAGGAGAAAAUUGAGCUGAAAUCCAUCACAGCGGAUGGAGAGUCCCCACCCGCCACCAAGAUCAACAUGGAUGACCUCCAGCCCAACGAGAAUGAGGACAAGAGUUCCUACCCCAACCAGGAAACCACAGGAGAAGAGGACGAGGAGGAGCCCGAGAUGCCCGUGGGCCCCCGCCCGCGCCCCCUCUCUGAGCUGCACCUGAAGGAGAAGGCAGUGCCCAUGCCGGAAGCCAGCGCCUUCUUCAUCUUCAGUCCCAGCAACAGGUUCCGCCUCCAGUGCCAUCGCAUCGUCAAUGACUCCAUCUUCACCAACCUGAUUCUCUUCUUCAUCCUGCUCAGCAGCAUCUCCCUGGCCGCCGAGGACCCCGUGCAGCACACCUCCUUCAGGAACCACAUUCUGUUUUAUUUUGACAUUGUUUUCACUACCAUUUUCACCAUUGAGAUUGCCCUGAAGAUGACGGCCUACGGGGCCUUCCUGCACAAGGGCUCCUUCUGCCGCAACUACUUCAACAUCCUGGACCUGCUGGUGGUCAGCGUGUCCCUCAUCUCCUUCGGCAUCCAGUCCAGUGCCAUCAAUGUGGUGAAGAUCCUGCGAGUCCUGAGGGUGCUCCGGCCACUGAGGGCCAUCAACAGGGCCAAGGGGCUGAAGCACGUCGUGCAGUGCGUGUUCGUGGCCAUCCGCACCAUCGGGAACAUUGUGAUCGUCACCACGCUGCUCCAGUUCAUGUUCGCCUGCAUUGGGGUCCAGCUCUUCAAGGGAAAGCUCUACACCUGUUCGGACAGUUCCAAACAGACAGAGGCUGAAUGCAAGGGGAACUACAUCACAUACAAGGAUGGGGAGGUGGACCACCCCAUCAUCCAGCCCCGCAGCUGGGAGAACAGCAAGUUCGACUUUGACAAUGUCCUGGCAGCCAUGAUGGCCCUGUUCACCGUCUCCACCUUCGAGGGAUGGCCAGAGUUGCUGUACCGCUCCAUCGACUCUCACACGGAGGACAAGGGUCCCAUAUACAACUACCGCGUGGAGAUCUCCGUCUUCUUCAUCAUCUACAUCAUCAUCAUUGCCUUCUUCAUGAUGAACAUCUUCGUGGGUUUCGUCAUCGUCACCUUCCAGGAGCAGGGGGAGCAAGAAUACAAGAACUGCGAGCUGGACAAGAACCAGCGGCAGUGUGUGGAGUAUGCACUCAAGGCCCGGCCCCUGCGGAGGUACAUCCCGAAAAACCAGCACCAGUACAAAGUGUGGUACGUGGUCAACUCCACCUACUUCGAGUACCUGAUGUUCGUUCUCAUUCUGCUCAACACCAUCUGCCUGGCCAUGCAGCACUACGGUCAGAGCUGUCUGUUCAAAAUCGCCAUGAACAUCCUCAACAUGCUCUUCACCGGCCUCUUCACAGUGGAGAUGGUCCUGAAGCUCAUCGCCUUCAAGCCCAAGGGCUACUUUAGUGACCCCUGGAAUGUCUUUGACUUCCUGAUCGUAAUUGGCAGCGUAAUUGACGUCAUUCUCAGUGAGACGAAUCACUAUUUCUGUGAUGCAUGGAACACAUUUGACGCCUUGAUUGUUGUGGGUAGCAUUGUUGAUAUAGCCAUCACCGAGGUAAACCCAGCUGAACAUACCCAAUGCUCUCCCUUUAUGAACGCGGAAGAGAACUCUCGCAUCUCCAUCACCUUCUUCCGCCUCUUCCGGGUCAUGCGUCUGGUCAAGCUGCUGAGCCGCGGGGAGGGCAUCCGGACACUGCUGUGGACCUUCAUCAAGUCCUUCCAGGCCCUACCCUAUGUGGCCCUCCUGAUCGUGAUGCUGUUUUUCAUCUACGCCGUGAUCGGGAUGCAGGUGUUUGGCAAAAUUGCCCUGAAUGACACGACAGAGAUCAACAGGAACAACAACUUCCAGACCUUCCCCCAGGCCGUGCUGCUCCUCUUCAGGUGCGCCACUGGGGAGGCCUGGCAGGACAUCAUGCUGGCCUGCAUGCCUGGCAAGAAAUGCGCCCCCGAGUCAGAGCCGGGCAACAGCACAGAGGGGGAGACGCCCUGUGGCAGCAGCUUUGCCGUCUUCUACUUCAUCAGCUUCUACAUGCUCUGCGCCUUCCUGAUCAUCAACCUCUUCGUAGCCGUCAUCAUGGACAACUUUGACUACCUGACGAGGGACUGGUCCAUCCUGGGUCCCCACCACCUGGAUGAAUUUAAGAGAAUUUGGGCAGAGUAUGACCCUGAAGCCAAGGGACGCAUCAAACACCUGGAUGUGGUGACCCUGCUGCGACGGAUUCAGCCCCCCCUGGGUUUUGGGAAGCUGUGCCCUCACCGCGUGGCUUGCAAACGCCUGGUUUCCAUGAACAUGCCCCUGAACAGCGACGGGACCGUCAUGUUCAAUGCCACGCUGUUUGCCCUGGUCCGUACGGCCCUGAGAAUCAAGACGGAAGGGAACCUGGAACAGGCCAAUGAGGAGCUGCGGGCCAUCAUCAAGAAGAUCUGGAAACGGACCAGCAUGAAGCUGCUGGACCAAGUGGUGCCGCCCGCAGGAGAUGACGAGGUCACGGUGGGCAAGUUUUACGCUACUUUCCUGAUCCAGGAGUAUUUCCGGAAGUUCAAGAAGCGCAAAGAGCAAGGCCUGGUGGGCAAGCCCUCCCAGAGGAACGCCCUAUCCCUGCAGGCUGGCCUGCGCACCCUGCACGACCUGGGGCCCGAGAUCCGCCGGGCCAUCUCUGGGGACCUGACCGCCGAGGAGGAGCUGGACAAGGCCAUGAAGGAGGCUGUGUCUGCAGCCUCAGAAGAUGACAUCUUCAGGAGAGCUGGCGGCCUGUUCGGCAACCACGUGGGCUACUACCCGAGUGACGGCCGGGGCGCCUUCCCCCAGACCUUCACCACCCAGCGCCCCCUGCACAUCAGCAAGGCAGGCAACAGCCAGGGGGACACCGAGUCCCCCUCCCACGAGAAGCUGGUGGACUCCACCUUCACCCCCAGCAGCUACUCAUCCACAGGCUCCAACGCCAACAUCAACAACGCCAACAACACCGCCCUGGGCCGCUGCCCCCGCCCCGCUCUCCACUCCGGUGCUGUCAGCACCUUGGAGGCCCACGGGCCCCCCUUGUCCCCUGCCAUCCGGGUGCAGGAGGCCGCGUGGAGGCACAGCUCCCAGAGGUGCCCCUCCCGGGACAGCCCGAUAGCCAUGCUGUGUCAGGAAGAGUCCCCUGGGGACGAGACCUGUGCCGUGCACGUGGAUGAGAAUGCAGAGCGCAGCAGCGAGCCCAGCCUGGUCUCCACGGAGAUGCUCUCCUACCAGGAUGACGAGAAUCGGCAGCUGACUCCCCCCGAGGAGGACAGGAGGGACAUCCGUCUGUCCCCAAAGAGGGGCUUCCUGCGCUCCGCCUCCCUAGGUCGGAGGGCCUCCUUCCACCUUGAAUGUCUGAAGCGACAGAAGAACCCUGGGGGAGACGUCUCUCAGAAGACAGUCCUGCCUUUGCAUCUGGUUCACCAUCAGGCGCUGGCAGUGGCGGGCCUGAGCCCCCUCCUGCAGAGAAGCCAUCCUCCCGGGACCCUCCCCCCACCACGCCUCACACCCCCCGCCACACCUGGCCCAGCCUGGCCUCCGCGGCCUGUGCCCACCCUGCGGCUGGAGGGGGCUGAGUCCAGCGACAAGCUCACCAGCAGCUUCCCAUCCAUCCACUGCGACCCCCACGUCGGGGAGCCCACACCCUGCGGGGUUGUUGGCACCCCCCGGAGGGCCCGGCCCGUGUCACUCACUGUGCCCAGCCCGGCAGGGCCCCAGGGCCGUCCGUUCCAUGGCAGUGCCAGCAGCCUGGUGGAGGCGGUCUUGAUCUCGGAAGGAUUGGGGCAGUUUGCUCAGGACCCCAGGUUCCUCGAGGCCACCACGCAGGAGCUGGCCGACGCCUGCGACAUGACCAUCGAGGAGAUGGAGAGCGCAGCCGAUGACAUCCUCAGCGGGGGUGCCGGGCAGAGCCCCAACGGCACCCUGCUCCCGUGUGCAAACUGCAGGGACCCGGGGCCGGACCGAGCGGGGGGCGUGGAGGACGCAGCCUGGGCGCCCAGCGCCGAGCCCCGCCAGGGCGCAGAGGAGCCCCGGGACAGCAGGGCCUUCGCCAGCGGCCUGUAGCAGCCGGGCCGGAGACGCCGGCUUUUUAUUUGUCUCAAUGUUCCUAAUGGGUUCGUUUCAGAAGUGCCUCACUGUUCUCGCGGCCUGGAGUUAACCGGAACAGCGUCUUCAUUCAUUUCGUGGGGACAAGACCAAGUCGGUGGCCAGGAGAGGAGCAGCCGCAGUCCGUGUCCGGCGGGGGGCGGUGGGGGCGGGGGCGCGGGCACCAGGGAGGGGUCCACCUUGGCUCCCCAGCCCUCACCCAAAGGACCCUAUGCUAAACGGGUGUCUUUCAACUUUGCUUGUAAAAAACUCAUUUUGCACAUAUUCUGUAUGAGCCUCACUGUCCCCAUAGAGCCAGGGCCCUGUGCGUCCACAGAAGGAAAGAGGACCCGGCCCCCCCUGGGGAGGAGGAGGCCGGCCAUGGCCACCCACGCUACCUGUGUCUGGACCCUUCCUGCCAGGCCACAGUCGCGGGGCCAGGGGAGCGGGCAUGCCCGCCGGGACAAGACCAGUGGUGACUGUCCAGUGCGCUUUUGUUUUGGGGUUUGACAUUUUUCUUGACAGCAUGUUGUAGUUUUCAUUUGGGUUUUUUUUUUUUAAUAUAUAAUUUUGUUUUCCCAGGGGGAGGGGAGAAAGAAGAGUGUUUACAAAGUUUUGCAGCCACGCACCUUACUGUCUUCACUUUUGCAAAUGUAGAUUGGAUUUGGUUUUGUUGUGUUAUUUAGCGGUCGGUUUCUUUUUCUACGGAGGAUUCAGCUGAGCCGCCGUAGGAGGGUUUUGUCAGCCAUCAUGUACACCCAAUAAUUUGUUAUAAUUUCCGCAGGUAGUGACAAGAUUUUUUUGGUUUGGUUUCCUAAUUUAAAGGUGUAGGGUCUUGCACAAGCGUGUAUAGUAGUGGGUGCCCGGGGUCUCCGAGUGUGUGUGCCGUGUGUGCGGCGGGUGGUGUGUGUGUGGUGGGGGCCAGUCUGCAGCCGCCAGGCCUCCCACAGGUCCCCUUCAGGCUCAGCCGUAGGGAGGUCUGAAUCUGGGGCCGUUUGAAAGCAAAAACAAACCACUGUCUCCGCUUCUGAAACGGGAAUCAGUAACUGCAUUUUCUGUCCCACAAGAUAUGCAAAAACAAUGCAAUAAUAUUCAUUUUAAAAAUACAAUUGUGAGUUGUGUUGGCAUUAAAACUGUAUUUAAAAAAACCACACAGAAAUUUAAGGGAGAAACUCAGAAGGCUUUUCGCUUCGAUUUGUUCUAUGUAACGUUUCACUGCGUUGAUGGUGUUUCUGCUGAAGAGACCGUUAUACUUGAAUUCAGGUCAGUCUCAGUAUUUUACAAAUAUUUUUUUAAAACUGAAUUGCAAUUGUGCCAAGCGAAUAUAAUGAAUUAAGUUUGUUUUUGAAUUCACUUCUUGUAUAUUUGCUGCAUGUAAGUAAAUCAUUUUGUAUUUGGAGUGUGACAAGCCUUACCUUUGAGCUCUUAAGUGCUUUUCUACAUGUGGCUGGGAAAUGGGACGGCUCUUCUUCUCGCUUGUGUGACGAGUGCCGGCACCACCCGUAUGGGUCCCACGCAGGCUUGGGCAUCGCUGUUUUGCAUAUCUUGUGUUCGCUUCUGUUUGCCUCCACUUUCCCGAGCCUGGGUGUGGAUGUAUCCGUAUCUUGCUUUGAGAGACCAGGACUCAUCUAUUCCACCCUCACUCUGUCCGCUCUGCCCCGGUUCUUGGAUUUGGGAUUUCUCCGGGGACAGCCCCGCACCGUGAGGGGUCAUGGGGUGCCCUGACCAGCCUCUUCCAUCACAGGCAGGCACAGGGCCCCCUCCCCCAGGAGAGGUGGCUCACCUCACUGCUAGGCAUCCCCCAGCACAAGCGUUCCUUAGGAAUGUGUCCACUGACCAGGAGGGUGGAGGAGAGGGAGUCCUCGGCUGGAGCCAAGUAGCAGGUGACAUCUCGUCCAUCCAAAGUCAAGGGCAUCCGACUCACUUCUCCACCUUCAGGGGUCUCCUCCAGAGUCUGCCAUCAUGGUGUGGCAGCCACGGAGGGAGCAGGAUUGGGGGGGGUGCGUGGGGAGCUGGCGGUGAGGAUGGGACUGGAGGCACUGGGGGGCAUCUCUGUUGGGUGCUGAAUCCUCAAGGAGAUUCCAGCAGUGAGCAUUGAAACGUGACCAGUUUGGGGAAACAGGACCUAGGCAUUCAUCUAGACCCUCCCCGUCAAGUUGCCUCCAGUGCCUGGCUCACCCAGCCCAUCUCGGCGCUGACUCAUGUGAGCAGCCCCUUCCUCUGUAAAGAUGUGCUUUGCUGUGAUGGGCUGAUUUUCCUGUGAUGGGCUGAUGCUCAGCCCCCGGUGAACGCAGGCUGGGGACAGCAGGCUGCGCCCUGUUCCUCCAGGCCCAGCUCUUCCCAUCUCAGGCUGCUCCUCGGUGCCACCGUGGUCUUCUAGACCUUUCGUUCAAGUCCCUUGUCCCCUUCCCCCAUGUCUGCCUCAGCCACUAGGAUGUCAGCUAGGGUGGAGAACAGAGCCUUUCGGCAGUGGUUCCUGGUUCCCGCUGCGCAUUUGGCCCCCGGGUGAGAAAUACGGGCCCUCAGCGGGCCUCCACCACACACCCGCACACACAUGGCCUCCUUGUACUGCCUUUCGUUUCUAUUUUGCACUUUCCAUCUGUGCCACCAAGUCUCACCGGCCAGCUCGUGCUAGGCCCUGCCAAUGGCGCCCUCACCCCAUCUCACACCGCAGGCCUCCCCACUGCCUGCUGGUCUGUCGGGAAGACCUGUCCAAGGAAGGGUCUCCCUGGGCCUGAGCGCAGGCCGGGCUAGCACUGGACAGACAUGUGACACCUGUCCUCCUGAGCCUCGUCCGCAGCAUGGUCCCCAUCUCUGCACCUGACAUAGCGCCUUCUCAAAAGCAGAGCCAUCGAGUCUUCUGAAACCCUUGGGUGGCUGGAGAAAAGCCACAGUGGCCGAGGACCCCACGCGCCUGAAGAGUUUGGGUCCAGGGUUCGUGAACCUGGCUUGUGUUUGUCCGCUGACAGGCAAGCUCUUGUUUCCACCUUGAUCUUACAGUUACUCAGGAGCUUGUCUCCUUCCCACCCCCUCCUAGAAAGUUCUUUUUGGUCUUGGGGAAGAAAGGGUGAUUUUAACCCCCCAGAUUUCAGCUCGAUUCAUGCGUUUUUCUCGACUUCGUUCAGAAGCUCUCUGUUCCAGUCGCUUCCCUCAUCUUCUCAGUCUGGCUGGACCCCAGAGUCUUGUGCACCCCGUCUUUAUCCUCCUCUGCGCUCCAGCUUCCAAGCUCUGGGGGUCAUCAGGAGCUGCCCAUCACGUCCUCCCCACCAUCCCCCCCUCAGACCAUCUCCCCAGCGGUCAGCUAAGGGCACCUCGCCCUCCAAGUCCGAUGAAGCGUCUUUCUGAGGAAAAGGAGCCCCUGGAAGGAAGAGUGUGGAGGUCAUGGAGGGGGUGAGGCUGUUUUCCAGGGGGCGGGUGAUAGCACGUGCCCCCACCCCAAAGGCCAGGAAACAGAAGGGACUUAGAGCAGCACAGGGAGGAGGUGGCGGGAGCGGGGAUCUGUGCUGGCAGCCUUGUCACACCUCAUCACAGAUGUGGCCAAGGACGGUGGUGGCCUCUCCCCGCCCCGCCGAGGAACCUGCAGGGACAGGCAUGUCAUGUCUGAGAGGCAGCAACGGCCAGGGAAGGGCAACCUGGUGUCCACCCUCCAGGUGCCCAGGCCAGGCUCUGGUCUGCGGCGAGCACUAGCACAGACCCGAAGGGAAAUGGGGACACAGGGCCUGUUUGACCCUCGUGUCUGCAGCUUCUUUCCAUGGAAACGUCUGUGGUGACUGCCCACCUUGGCCGGGACGGUAGAGGGGCCGAGACCCCGAGAUCUGCUUCAGAAGAAGAAAAAAUAAAAUUCCACUCCAGCUUAUUUCCCAGCCGAACCACCCUCCCCGGACGUGUGUGGUGUCUGCCCCCGCCGCCCCCUCCUCUGCGGACCCCCUUCCCACACGUGGGCCGUGGGCCCUGAAGGCAGGCGGAGGGCACGGGGAGGGGCGACCUGAGGUCACCCUGGGAAGCCAGUGUCCAGCUUUCCCAGCGGCUGUACCGUCAGGGGGACCUCCCUCCCUCUCCCGGUGCCCCCCCACCCCCACCCCCAUUUUCCCUCCUCCCCCAGUUGGGUGAGGGGGGGUGCCCUGCGAGCCGAUUCUGACAUUGUUUCUUUGUGUCUUAAUUUAUUUUAUUUAUUUUUGUGUCAAAGCAACAAAGCGCUGCCUUGUGGGGCCAGAGAGCAAACUAUCAGGUAAAUGGGUUUUGCCAGGCUUCCUGUUGUUGGGGAGAUGCUUGAGGCACGCCCGUGCACACGUCUACACACACUCAUGUACACACGCACUCACCUGCACACGCGCUUACGUGCACACACACGUGCACACACCUGACAGGGGCAGAUGCUGGCCCUCCCAGGCUGAUCCUCCUCUUAGAAGGCUGAGCACUGGCUGCAGAGAGAAGCAGGGGUUCCCCCACCCCGGGAAAAGGUGCCCAUUGGAGUGACUAUAAACUAAAUGUCGUUGCCCUUCUAGAACAUUCCACCACUCCUAAAAUCGAAGUUUUCCUGCCGUGAACUCAGGAGACUUGGUCCACAGCCAAGGGGUGGGUGGGGGGUACCCGGGGGCCGCCUGGAGUGUCAGCAGAGCCCCCUCCUGGAUGGUUGCCCCAGGACAUGCGGGAGGUACUAUGAGGCUGAGGUGGGCCAAUGGCUGGAGCCUCAGGGCAGAGCCCGAGGCAGCAUUGUCCCCAGAGGCUCCCUUUCUGUGGGAAAUCAGGGACAUCCGGGCCCUAGCUCGGUUCACCAGGUGACUGAGGAGAGUUCAGGCGAGCCCGCGGCCUGCAGCCCUUUGUGAGGCGUUCAGGUCCCCAUUUCAGAACAAGUGGCCUAGCUGGGAUCCGGCUCUCAGAAAGGCACCGGGACACUGAGCCCACGUGAAUUAACAAGUUUGCCACCUGGGAUCGCUUGUGCGUGAGAAACAGUUUCCUCCAAGGUCACAUCAGAGCAGCUGUGGGGUAGAGGCUGUUUGUGUUGGGGAGUCGUGUCUGCAGGUCAUGUCUGGGCACAGUGGUGCCUGCUCACCACGCGGCCCUGAGGCUCCCACGCCACCGUCCUCGGUGCCCUUGGGUCUGUGGGCCGGGAUGAGGGAGACGGGGUCUGGCCUCUGUCACCCACUCCAGCUCCUGCGGGUCCUGCUUCCAGGAGCGGGGCCGGCCAGGGGAAGCUCCUGUGCAUAGAUGGGUCCCAGCAGGCAAGCUCCCCGCCCAACACCUCCACCGUGGAGAAGCCACGCCAAGGCUUGAAAGGGAAACAGAACCUGGGACUCGAGGGAGAUGGCUUGUAAACAAACAGCCCAGUGCCACGGUCUCCCUCACGAGGUGGCCCUGAGCCCCAGACGUGAGGCCCUGGGGGGCCUGCCUGUAUCGAGUGCAUCCCCCCACCCUCAGAAUCCGGCCUUGACCUCCCACCCGAUGACCUGCUUCCUGCCUUUCCCCCUCCGCAUCCCUUUAUUCUGGAGCCCUGUGCAAGGAAGCUCUGCUCCGAGGCUGAGAUGUCCAAGGUGAGCAGGUUUGGACCAGUCUGUGAUGUGGCAGCGAGAACCACCCAUGGAAAACAUGUCCACUGAGGGUGAGGGUGGCAGGCUCCCGCUGGUGAAGCACCAGGCACUUCUUUCCUGUUUUAUGUGGAUGCCCCUCGAGCCGCCCAGCCGAGGUCCUCCAUGCGGGAGGGUCCAGACACAGCCCCUCUGCUCCUCUCGUCACGGCUCAGAGUCCCCUCAAAUCCCCCCACUCACAGAAUCACACUGGUUCUCAGACAGUCGGCACCCCCCCCACCACGCCCCCCACACCUCCCUGCGGGCCCUCUCAUGUUGUAAAUACUGUUGUACAGUUUGUAACAUCGUCACCUGAGUCAGUGGCCUCGCCCAUGUCCCUUCUCACUUCGAGAAAGGCCAGGGCGUCGAGAAGAGCUUCAGGGCCAUCUCUGUGAGACGCUGUGUAUAUUCCUGUAAGAUUGCAUUUUUAUCUAAGGAAUGAUGUUAUUUAAAAAACAAAAAAACAAAAAAAAACAAAAAACAAGAAUUGCAAAUAAAUUUCUUAACAAUGUC